AUGAUUUGUCAAAAUUUCAACAUUUCUUUUUUUGGUGUUGUUACUGUUGUUGUUGUUGUUGUUGUUACUGUUGCUGUUGUUGUUGUUGUUACUGUUGUUGUUGUUGUUACUGUUGUUGUUGUUGUUACUGUUGUUGUUGUUGUUACUGUUGUUGUUGUUGUUGUUGUUGUUGUUACAAG
Cercopithifilaria johnstoni is the source of this 179-nucleotide messenger RNA. The record is from the annotation of a GenBank genome assembly. NCBI's taxonomy places the organism in Eukaryota, Metazoa, Nematoda, Chromadorea, Rhabditida, Onchocercidae.